This is a messenger RNA of Cornus florida, 1109 nucleotides long. Its product is annotated as photosynthetic NDH subunit of lumenal location 1, chloroplastic. Gene Ontology annotation, cellular component: photosystem II; extrinsic component of membrane; photosystem II oxygen evolving complex. Gene Ontology annotation, molecular function: calcium ion binding. Gene Ontology annotation, biological process: photosynthesis. NCBI's taxonomy places the organism in Eukaryota, Viridiplantae, Streptophyta, Magnoliopsida, Cornales, Cornaceae. Bases 144 to 848 code for a protein of 234 amino acids. The transcript has 8 exons. The record is from RefSeq and is a predicted model, not a curated record.
ACUACAAGAAAUAAUGGGAGGAAAAAAAAGAAGAAAAACGAGACACCCACAUGACCAAAAGCUCUCAAACCAGUCCGAAAGUGAGAACAAGACUAAUCCAUAUCUAUUUAACAAAGAGGUAGAGCUGAUUCUCAGAGGCAGAGAUGGCAAUUUCAUCACUCUCACUCAGCUUGGCCUCAACAACUCUAUCUAAUGGGUCAUUCAUAAAUUUUCAGAUAAAUGUACCUCGGCCUAGUGCAUUUUCUUCACAUAAUAUUGUCACUUGCUCAAGAGACAAAACCUUCAAUGAAGAAAGAAGUUGCAAUAGAAGGCCAUUACUGUUCGGAGUAGGGGCAUUAGCUUUGAGUUUAUUCCCGGCAAAUUCCAUUUUUGCUGAAGAAAUGCCGAAGAACUAUGCAGCUUUUGUUGACUCAUCAGAUGGCUACUCAUACUAUUACCCCUCAGAUUGGAGGGAAUUUGAUUUCAGAGGUCACGAUUCGGCAUUUAAGGACCGAUAUUUGCAGUUACAAAAUGUUAGACUGAGCUUCCUCCCAACUGAUAAGAAGGACAUACAUGAUUUAGGUCCAAUGGAAGAGGUUGUUUUGAAUUUGGUGAGACAUAUUUACUCUGCACCAACUCAGAGAGCAACUGUAUUUGAUAUGCAGGAGAAAACCAUUGAUGGGAAAAACUACUACACCUUUGAGUAUGUGCUGACAUCUCCGAACUUUGCGCGAGCAGCAUUUGCUACCAUAGCAAUUGGAAAUGGGAGAUACUACACGCUAAUCGUGGGUGCAAACGAAAGGCGGUGGAGAAGAGUCCGCAACAAGCUCAAAGUGGUGGCAGACUCCUUCAAGGUGCUUGACAUCUGAUAUGCUAAUAUUGCUGCUGCAUAAGUUGCAGAAUCUCUCACGUCAAAGUUGUGAUCUCUCUUUUUCUCGGGAAACAAACAGUCACUGAAUUUUGUAUAUAACCACAGCUUAUCCAUCUAAAACACUAGACACCAUAUUGGUUGAUGGAUCUGAAACCACUCAUUGAUUUGUGAAUUAUGAAGCUGUAAUGCUAAGAAGGCAUGCAUUGUAUGCUAGUAGUAGCUUCAGCUAAUGAAAAAUCCAAGGAACGGUCAUGAAACA